Ceutorhynchus assimilis (cabbage seed weevil) is the source of this 1651-nucleotide messenger RNA. NCBI's taxonomy places the organism in Eukaryota, Metazoa, Arthropoda, Insecta, Coleoptera, Curculionidae. The record is from the annotation of a GenBank genome assembly.
CAAUAUAUAUACCUACGCAAGUUGCAAAAAAUUACGUUUGAUUUUUAAAUAUUAUCGGACAAUGACUAGGUUUGGUUUGGUCAUAAUAGCUGUGGCUUUUUAUGGAGCCUCAGCCGAAAAAGUAUUUCCAGACAGUUUCAAAUUUGGAGCAGCCGGUGCUUCCUAUCAAAUUGAAGGAGCCUGGAAUGAAGAUGGAAAAGGACCAAAUAUUUGGGAUACUUUUGUACAUGUACCAGGCAGGAUUAAAAAUAAUUCCACGGGUGACAUAGCCUGUGACUCUUACCACAAAUACAAAGAAGAUGUCGCAAUCCUGAAGGACUUGGGGGUGAAGUUGUACAGAUUCUCCAUUUCAUGGUCUAGAAUUAUGCCUGAUGGUACUCCAUACAACAUUAAUCAAGCUGGAAUUGAUUAUUAUGUUAAUUUGGUUCAUGAAUUAAUCGACAACGGUAUUGAACCAGUAGUUACUUUGUACCAUUGGGACUUGCCACAACAUCUUGAAGACCUUGGUGGUUGGUUGAACCCCAGAAUUGCUGACUAUUUUGGAGAUUACGCUAGGGUUGUAUACAAAGCAUUGGGACCUUAUGUUAAAUAUUGGAUAACUAUUAAUGAACCGGGUACUACUUGUGUCACUGGUUAUGGCCAGGCUGUCUUUGCACCAGGCAAAGAUCUCAUCGGCGACGGAGUCUACCAUUGCGCCCAAAACAGUGCAAAGGCUCACGCCAAGGCUUACAGAAUCUACGAAGCUGAAUUUAAACAACAAUACGGAGGAAAAGUAACCAUUAAUAUACCCAGUGCCAUGUACUAUCCAAAGACUACCAGCAGCUUGGAUGCAGAAGCUGUUGAAAGAACUUUUGAAUUUAAUGUUGGACUGUAUGCUAAUGCCAUCUUCAAAAGCAAUUGGCCCCAAGUAGUUAUCGAUAGAGUAGCUAACAGAAGUAAAUUGGAAGGAUAUUCCUUCUCCAGAUUGCCAGAAUUCUCCCAAGAGGAAAUUGAAUAUAUUUCUGGAACCUAUGACUAUUUUGCUUUAAAUAUGUACUCAAGCAGCAUUGUGGAGUAUGCUGAUGAAUGGGCAAUUUCCAGUCCAACAAUUUGGUUAGAUAUAGGCACUAUAACUUCAAUAGACCCCUCAUGGCCCAAAAGCGCCUCACCCUGGCUCAAUUCGGACCCACCAGGAUUAAGAUACGUUCUUAACAACAUUCAGGAAAAAUACAAUCCCAGCGAAAUCAUUAUUACUGAAAACGGUUGGUCUGACACUGGAGAAUUGGAUGAUCAAAAAAGAAUCACAUACUGCAAGGAAUAUCUGAGUAAUAUUUUGGACGCAAUCCUUGAAGAUGGCAUCAAUGUUACUGGUUACACCUUAUGGAGUCUUCUAGAUAACUUUGAAUGGGCUGAAGGAUUUACCCAACGUUUUGGAAUAAUUCAAGUUGACUUUGAUAGUCCAUCGAGAACAAGGACAUACAAGAGCUCAGCUCAUUGGUAUAAGAGGGUCAUUCAAGCCAGAGCAAUUGUAGAUUAAUUUUCUCAUGAAUAAAUAUAUUUUAGAAAUCAUAAUGGCUAUGUUACGUACCGGAGUACUCAAAGAUAGCGCAACCGAUUAUCUGAUAGAUCAGACGAUUCAAUAUACGGGGGCAAGAUAUUAUGUCCAAUUUAA